Monoraphidium neglectum is the source of this 726-nucleotide messenger RNA. RefSeq lists its product as hypothetical. The transcript is spliced from 6 exons. The coding region runs from base 1 to 726 and encodes 241 amino acids. Lineage: Eukaryota; Viridiplantae; Chlorophyta; Chlorophyceae; Sphaeropleales; Selenastraceae. Gene Ontology annotation, molecular function: [protein-PII] uridylyltransferase activity. The record is from RefSeq and is a predicted model, not a curated record.
AUGACAGCGACCCGCGAUACACGGUGCUGCGGGGCGGACGACUUCGCCGGCCUGAUCAGGGUGCUGGCCUGGACGCUGACCGGGCUGGGCCUCAACGUCGCCAACGCGCUGAUACAGACCGACGGGGGCGUCGCAUCAGACACAUUCUUCGUCACCGACUCGCGCGGCCGCAAGCUGAGCGAUGCCGCGGCGCUGGAGGUGGCGGAGCGGCUGCAGGACAUCGUGGAUGAUGUGUGCAGGACGAGCAGCGACGGGGAGUUUGGCGAGUUGGGAAUGAGGGGGCAGCGGGCCCAGAGCGCGCGCACACGGGUGUGUGCGCCGCAUGGCGAGGAGGAGCUGGAGCGGACGGCUCGCAUCGGUGACGUCAUCCACCUGUCCAAUGAGACCCACCCCACCUGCACCGAGCUGACAAUCACUCCCGAGGCCGACAGCCCUGGCCUCCUGCUUGACCUGGCAUCAGUCAUCCACGGCAUGGGCGUCUCUAUAGUUGAAGGCGUCAUCCGCGGCGGCGGCCCCCUGGCGGCCGCCCCCACGCACCUAAAAGUGGACCCCAUCGCCGCUGUGCCCGCACCGCCGGAAGGCCGGCGCACGAUGCGGUUCCUGCUGCAGGAGGCGCAGUCCGGGCGGCAGCUGGACUACGCGACGGCGUCCGGACUGCUGUACGCGCUGCAGCUAGUGACGGGGCGCAGCACGCCGACGCAGCUGCCCACCCUCAGCAGCGGGUGA